Molecule: messenger RNA, 1550 nt
Organism: Megalops cyprinoides (Indo-Pacific tarpon)
Lineage: Eukaryota; Metazoa; Chordata; Actinopteri; Elopiformes; Megalopidae
Gene: ppp2r3c
Product: protein phosphatase 2, regulatory subunit B'', gamma
Exons: 13
Coding region: 66-1433 (455 amino acids)
Biological process (GO): B cell homeostasis; T cell homeostasis; cortical cytoskeleton organization
Cellular component (GO): centrosome; spindle
Source: RefSeq, a predicted model, not a curated record
GCGGGAAGUAACUAACAGUAGAGUACUGUUUAUACUUUUUCGUUUGUGAUUGAGCUGAUGUUAAAAUGUCCAAUGAUAAAGUAGCCCAUUGGAAAGAACUUUUGAAGAGGAGAUUGGCAUCUUCAAAAAAGGAUGAGAUAACUGAGGAGGAGAAGAAAGAGGAGGAAACCGCCCUGUUCACAAAGUAUUACACAGAGUGGAGGGGAGGAGAGAAACGAGACUCCUCGUACAAGGACAUACCACGCUUUUACUACAGGCUUCCAGCUGAAGAUGAAGUUUUGCUGCAGAAACUACGUGAAGAAUCCAGAGCUGUGUUCCUGCAGCGGAAAAGUCGAGAGCUUCUAGACAAUGAGGAAUUACAGAGCCUGUGGUUUUUGCUGGACAAACACCAGGUACCUCCCAUGGCUGGAGAGGAAGCGAUGAUCAAUUAUGAUAGCUUCUUGAAGGUCGGAGAAAAAGCAGGAGCAAAGUGCAAGCAGUUCUUCACUGCCAGAGUGUAUGCCAAACUCCUUAACAGUGAUCCAUAUGGACGGAUAUCAAUAAUGCAGUUCUUUAACUAUGUCAUGCGAAAAGUUUGGCUUCACCAGACCAGGAUCGGGCUGAGUUUGUAUGACGUAGCAGGACAGGGCUACCUCCGGGAGUCGGAUCUGGAGAACUACAUUCUAGAGCUCAUCCCCACCCUACCUCAGUUGGACGGCCUGGAGAAGUCCUUCUACUCAUUCUAUGUGUGCACGGCGGUCCGCAAGUUCUUCUUCUUCCUGGACCCCCUGCGCACUGGAAAAAUAAAAAUUCAAGACAUCUUGGCUUGCAGUUUUUUGGAUGAUCUUUUGGAGCUUAGAGAUGAAGAACUGUCUAAGGAGAGUCAGGAGUCUAACUGGUUUUCGGCCCCCUCUGCUCUGCGAGUGUACGGUCAGUACUUGAAUCUGGAUAAGGACCACAAUGGGAUGCUGAGCAAGGAGGAGCUGUCUCGCUAUGGCACUGGAACCCUGACUGAUGUCUUCCUGGACCGCGUCUACCAGGAAUGCCUCACUUAUGAUGGAGAAAUGGACUACAAGACCUACCUGGACUUUGUGCUGGCUUUAGAGAACAGAAAGGAGCCGGCUGCUCUCCAGUACAUCUUCAAGCUGCUAGACAUGGAGAACAAGGGCUACCUCAACGUGUUUGCGCUCAAUUACUUCUUCAGGGCCAUCCAGGAGCAGAUGAAAUUGCACGGGCAGGAACCAGUGUCUUUCCAGGAUGUCAAGGAUGAGAUAUUUGACAUGGUGAAACCCAAGGACCCGUACAAGAUAACCCUCCAGGACCUGGUGACCAGCAGCCAGGGAGACACAGUCAGCAGUAUCCUCAUUGACCUGAACGGGUUCUGGACAUACGAGAACAGAGAAGUGCUUGUGGCCAAUGACAAUGACAGCAGUGCAGAUCUGGAUGACACAUGACACUGCUGGUGACUGGACUUCAUGGCAGGAACACCAGCUCUGCCUUCACAGAAAUGUUCACAAGAAGGAUUAUAUGUGGAUAAACUCCCACACUCGAGUAGAGAAAUAUGACAAAUG